This is a messenger RNA of Penicillium canescens, 921 nucleotides long. RefSeq lists its product as uncharacterized. The transcript has a single exon. Lineage: Eukaryota; Fungi; Ascomycota; Eurotiomycetes; Eurotiales; Aspergillaceae. Bases 1 to 921 code for a protein of 306 amino acids. The record is from RefSeq and is a predicted model, not a curated record.
AUGAAGUCUUUCGCCUUCUCAGCUGCCCUUCUGGCAUCUACUGCCGUCGCUCUCCCGACUAGAGUCCUGUCCGCUCUCCCCUCAGGCAUUCCGUCUUGUCUGCCCUCCGGCAUCAUCCCCUCGGACAUCCCCCUUCCCAUUUUGUCCUUGAUCCCCACUUGCUCGGGUGCUACUCCCACCGCUACCCCGACCCCCAGCAAUGCCGUCUCUGGCAUGACCAGUGGUUCCUCCGGUGCCGGUCAGAUCUUGAGCGUCCUCAACCAGGCCGGUACCUCCCAGGUCGAGAUGCUGGCCGAGAACGAGCUCAAGAGCCUCCUGGGCAAGCUUCCCCUCAGCGUGCUCCAGCAGCCCGUGGGCCAGAUCCUUGAGACUGCCGAGAGCGUCGGACAGCUGAACGGUGGCAACGGCGCUGGUCUCGGCCAGAUCACCGCCGUCCUCGAGAACGGAAACUUCGCUCUCAUCCAGCUCACCCAGAAGGUCGUUGACCUGUUCGACAGCCUUGGUCUUGGUCAGGUCGGCAGCCUGCUCGGCUCCAUUGUUGGCGGUCUCGAGUCUGUCACUGGCUACGUCAAGCGCGACCCCAUCUCCGAUGCUCUCUCCAUCACUGACUUGAACGGUCUCGUUGGAGGCAAGGACCUCCUUGUUCAGAUUGAACCUACCGUCCUUGGACUCCUUGGCGGACUUGACCUCACCUCUCUCCAGGGUGGUCCCGUUGGCAACGUCGUUGCUACUGCCACCUCCCUCUCCGAUCUCAAGAACCAGGUCCCCCAGAUCCCCGGCGCUAGCUUCAUUGCCGUCCAUGCCGAGGACUUUGCCUCCGUCCUCCUUGUCCAGGUCGACUCUGCUGUCGACGGCCUUCUCUCCACCCUCGGCCUCGGUGGCCUUGGCACUGUCGUCGGCUCUGUUGUCCCCGCUGUCUAA